This is a messenger RNA of Enterobius vermicularis (human pinworm), 1080 nucleotides long. NCBI's taxonomy places the organism in Eukaryota, Metazoa, Nematoda, Chromadorea, Rhabditida, Oxyuridae. The record is from the annotation of a GenBank genome assembly.
AUGUUCGUCGAUCCAGAGAUUCUGGACGCCUUGGAUGAGGAGCAGAAGCAAAUUUUAUUUAUAAAAAUGCGCGAAGAGCAAGUGAAACGCUGGAAGGCGUACGAAGAAAAAUAUGAACGGGAGCAUCCUUUCCCGAAAAAACGGUGGCUUACUGGAGCAGAUGGAGAAGUUUGGGUUUGGGUAAUGGGAGAACAUAAGGACGAUUUAAGUUUAGAAGAGAUGAUUGAGAAGCGAGAAAUGGAAGAAGCUCGUCAACUAGCUGAGAAAGAGAUGUUGGAAAAUUUAUUUGUUUUUUUUUUUAACGAAGAUCCAGAUGAGCUGAGUAAAAGACAGUCGGAGAUUUACGAGAUGAUCAAAGAAAAGCGUCAAAAGAUUUUGAAAGAGGCGGAACGUGAGGCGGAGAGGGCAAAUCAUGAUUGGGAAGAACAAGAAAGGAAAGCGCGCGAAGCUGAAGCUCAAAUACGCCGAAUUGCUCAAAAGGCUCGAGAACAACACCGACAACAGAGUCUCCGUACUUCUACUUCUAUACUUCCUGCUUUGAAGGACACCAAUGCUGUGUCAUUGCGGGAGGCAAUUAAAAAUUUGCCAAGGCCGCCUAAACCGAAAUCACGUCAAGCGAUUGUCGACUGGUUUCGUGUUGAGGAACUGCCAAGAGGAACAGGGUUUGACCCUAAAACAAAUUUACCUGCGCCGUGGUUUCAUGGUAUCAUAUCACGGGAACAGGCCGACGAUCUUUUACGGAAGAAACCCUCUGGGUCAUUCCUUGUUCGAAUAUCUGAGCGUAUAUGGGGUUAUACGGUAUCUUAUGUUGUUGGUGAUGGCAACACAAAGCACUUCUUAAUUGAAAGGAUACCGGAAGGAUACCAGUUUUUAGGAACAAAUCAAGUGGUACAUCGACAUCUCUUCGAUUUAAUAACCUACCAUGAGACCGCCCCUAUCACUGUGAAAGGCAACGAAAUUUUAAAAUGGGCUGUAGGUCAAGUGUCUUCACCUCCAGAUUAUGCAGAGCUGGUCGAUUCGAAAUAUUCUGCAAAACAGCGUUAUAACACUCUUCCUUCGUCUUAUUAUAGGCGCGUUUGA